This is a messenger RNA of Gigantopelta aegis, 720 nucleotides long. RefSeq lists its product as uncharacterized. The transcript is spliced from 2 exons. NCBI's taxonomy places the organism in Eukaryota, Metazoa, Mollusca, Gastropoda, Neomphalida, Peltospiridae. Bases 132 to 614 code for a protein of 160 amino acids. The record is from RefSeq and is a predicted model, not a curated record.
AUAGGCUACUGUGUACGAAGAGCUCGGUGCUAUAUUUCACGGUGGCGUCUUGGCCGAAUAUCCGACCCCAUCUCCACGUCCCGCCUUCCAGCUACCAACUAUUCCCCGUGACGGCCAGCAGGACCCUGGACAUGUCGCAGAAGUCGCUGUUCACUAUCAACUCCCACGACGCCGCCAAAAUGGUUCGUCUGCAACGGACGAAAGCAGACGACGACAACAAAAAGCAGUGUUACCUCAUACAGGUCACGUUCAGUCCUCUGUACAGCGAUUCGGAGAUUCCCAACUCCUGCUUCAGGAAACUCCCAAGACUCGUGAACGGCAUUCCACUGGGGGCGGGCCUCAUGUCCAAGGACCAGCUGGAAACCAUUCGGUGGAGGUACGUGGAGGGGAGCCGCACGACCCAGACGUUCAUCUCCAACCCCAUGUACCAGGAGGAGGCGGAGGGAGACAAGCGGUCCCUGAGGGAGCGACUGAUCAAACUGGCUCCCGUUAUAUUCGGUGACGUCACGGUCAGGGCGACUGUAGUUUUGUCCCAGUGCUUGAACUACGACGAGGACCUCGUCGUCAACGACAUUGCCGUGUCGCUUGAUGAAGGUUUGCGUUUCAGGGAUUGAUGUUGCUUAUUUUCGUGCUUCUAUCCAAUUAAGGUUAAAGCACGCUGUCCUGGGCACACGCCUCGGCUAUCUGGCCUGUCUGUCAAGGUCAGUGGGCUAGUUGUCA